CUCCCGCGCGCGGGGCGGUGGCGGCCGCCAUCUUGGCUGAGGGCAGACGCGGCCUCGCGCCGGCCCAGCCGGGCAGGGAGCGUGGGGGCGCCAUCUUGGCUGAGGGCACGGGGAACAGCCCGGAAUCCGUGCGGCCAUGGGGAGGAUCGGGCUGCAGCUCCGCGCCACGCUGGAGAACAUCACCCGGCUGCGGGCCGAGGGCGAGGACUUCCGAUGGUACCUCAAGCUGAAAUGUGGGAACUGCGGUGAAGUCUCCGAAAAGUGGCAGUACCUGCGGCUGAUGGACAGUGCUCCCCUGAAAGGCGGCCGAGGGAGCGCCACGAUGGUGCAGAAGUGCAAGCUGUGCUCCAGGGAGAACUCCAUCGAUAUUUUAAGUCAGACAAUCAAGCCCUACAAUGCUGAAGACAGCGAGAAAUUCAAAACAAUUGUGGAGUUUGAAUGCCGAGGUCUGGAACCAGUUGACUUUCAACCACAGGCAGGGUUUGCUGCUGAAGGCGCAGAAUCUGGCACACCUUUCAAUGACAUCAACUUGUUAGAAAAGGACUGGAAUGACUAUGAUGAAAAAACAAAGGAGUCUGUUGGAAUCUAUGAAGUUACCCAUAAAUUUGUAAAAUGCUGAAGUUCAUACUCCUAACAAAUUAUGACAUGGUUAUUGAUGGAGGAGCUGUAAUCAUCACAUACACAGCUUCCUUGGAGUUACUUUUUUACAUGGCCACACUUCAGAAAUGGAAACCUAAGUUCACAGAAUCAUUUAGGUUGGAAAUGAUCUCCAAGAUUGAGUUCAACCUUUGACCAACAUCACUGAGUUGUACUUUCUGUCCCCAGCAUGCCCUAAUAAAAUAUUUCCCAUGGAGCACUUGGAGAUGGCCUCAGUACAAACUGAAAAUAGUA
Passer montanus (Eurasian tree sparrow) is the source of this 891-nucleotide messenger RNA. It is a transcript of the gene CZIB, whose product is annotated as CXXC motif containing zinc binding protein. The transcript has 8 exons. NCBI's taxonomy places the organism in Eukaryota, Metazoa, Chordata, Aves, Passeriformes, Passeridae. The record is from RefSeq and is a predicted model, not a curated record. Bases 137 to 619 code for a protein of 160 amino acids. Gene Ontology annotation, molecular function: zinc ion binding.